AGUAGAUUCGUUACAUGAAAUCUGGUUACACUGUUGUGAUGUGUCAAGAUCAAAAUGGGAAAUGACAGUUAAUGAACGAAGAAUUAGCAAUUAGCUUAUAGCUUAAUAGUUAAUACCUACUUUUAUGUACUCUUUGUUCACUAAAAUUUUCAUUAAAUAUAACUUGGAUUUUUUAUUAAUAAAUAAUGAAUUUUAAAAAAAUAUUAUCACUUAAUACUUUUGUAUCAAAUGUACACAUCAAACGAAAUUUGAAUUGUAAUGUCUCUAGUAUAACCAAAAUUCACAGAGAAAUAUAUACAAAGACAUAUCCCACCAAAGUUGUUUUACCUAACGGAGCUUCGAUAAAUAUACGAUACUAUGAACCUAGACAAAUAAUCAGAUUACCAUUAGAUUUAAGCACAUUAUCUGAAGAAGAAAGAAAAAUUAGACUAGAAAAGAGAAAACCUAAAAGAAAAGUUAAAAUAACCGACACAGUUGAAGACAACUUUAAUGCUAAGAAAUAUUUAAAAUAUCUUAAAAAGUAACUUGUAUUAUAAUAAUUUGAGUAUGUAAAUGAAUUGUAGAUUUAAAAUAAUAUAAUA
Melitaea cinxia (Glanville fritillary) is the source of this 581-nucleotide messenger RNA. It is a transcript of the gene mRpL55, whose product is annotated as 39S ribosomal protein L55, mitochondrial. NCBI's taxonomy places the organism in Eukaryota, Metazoa, Arthropoda, Insecta, Lepidoptera, Nymphalidae. Gene Ontology annotation, molecular function: structural constituent of ribosome. Gene Ontology annotation, biological process: translation. The record is from RefSeq and is a predicted model, not a curated record. The transcript is spliced from 2 exons. The coding region runs from base 186 to 524 and encodes 112 amino acids. Gene Ontology annotation, cellular component: mitochondrial large ribosomal subunit.